Molecule: messenger RNA, 855 nt
Organism: Blumeria graminis f. sp. triticale
Lineage: Eukaryota; Fungi; Ascomycota; Leotiomycetes; Helotiales; Erysiphaceae
Source: the annotation of a GenBank genome assembly
AUGGCCAAUUACGGAUAUAGCGGUGGCAAUUACACCACGACAGCUUACGGUGCCCAAGGAGCAGCGGAUGGCGGAGGCUUUCUGGGAGGCUCACAGGCUGGCAGUCAAGCUAGUCCAGGAGGCAGCAAAACGUAUGGGAAAGAUACUCUAAGACCCGUAACCGUUAAACAAAUUAUCGAAGCCCAGCAACCCCACCCAGACAGUGACUUCAAAGUAGACGGUAUCGAAGUGACACAAAUUACAUUCGUCGGCCAGAUUCAAGCAGUUUCCUCCCAAGCAACGAACACUACUUUCAAGGUAGAUGAUGGUACCGGAUUGAUAGAAGUGAAACAAUGGAUCGAUGGCGACGCAGAUCCGGAAACGCGUGCUCCUCUUCCAAAAGAAAACGAAUAUAUUCGUGUCUGGGGCCGUCUGAAAGCGUUUAAUAACAAACGUCACGUUGGCGCACAUAUGGUUCGGCCUAUCAGUGACUUUAACGAAGUCAGCUAUCAUUUUCUGGAAGCAACAGCCGUACAUUUAUACUUCACGCGUGGACCUCCUCAGUCCAUCCAGGGGAUUAAGAAUGAAGAGGACGCUGGUAUGUUCGUGGAUAGUACCGGGAGCACUCGAGUCGCGAAUGAUAUAUCUGGAUCUGCACGCGGCAAAAAAUUGGCUGCAAAUACAUCCACGUCUGCGAGAAAGGUAUACAACUUUCUACUAUCAAACAUAGAGAAUGAAGGGGUUCAUGUCACUAUUAUUGCACAAAAACUUGGAAUGCAGUCGAGUGAUGUAUAUAAGGCGGGAGAUGAACUACUUGGGUCAGGCGCUAUUUACACCACGGUAGAUGAUGAAACAUGGGCUAUUCUGGAAUACUAG